This is a messenger RNA of Impatiens glandulifera, 1555 nucleotides long. Its product is annotated as serine--glyoxylate aminotransferase. The record is from RefSeq and is a predicted model, not a curated record. Lineage: Eukaryota; Viridiplantae; Streptophyta; Magnoliopsida; Ericales; Balsaminaceae. Gene Ontology annotation, molecular function: L-alanine:glyoxylate transaminase activity; L-serine:pyruvate transaminase activity. The transcript is spliced from 6 exons. Gene Ontology annotation, cellular component: peroxisome. Bases 156 to 1361 code for a protein of 401 amino acids.
ACGUGGGACCAUGGUGGGAGCCACAUAGGAAGCUAAUUGGUGUUGAAGAGCCCCAUUCCUAUUAUAAAACUAGCACUUCCCUUUGGCCUCUUUUUCAUCUCUUCUGAAGAUUCUUUUUGCCAGACUGACUGUGUUGGAAGAGGAAAAAGAGAAAGAUGGAUUAUGUAUAUGGACCUGGAAGAAACCACCUGUUUGUUCCCGGGCCUGUGAAUAUCCCGGAACAGGUUCUUCGGGCAAUGAACAGGAACAACGAGGAUUAUCGCUCUCCAGCCAUCCCUGCUUUGACCAAAACUCUUCUUGAAGAUGUUAAGAAGAUCUUCAAAACCACUUCAGGAACUCCGUUUCUUUUCCCUACAACAGGAACUGGUGCGUGGGAAAGUGCACUUACAAACACAUUAUCACCUGGGGAUAGAACCGUGUCUUUCCUAAUUGGUCAGUUCAGUUUACUCUGGAUUGACCAGCAACAGAGGCUCAACUUCAAUGUCGAUGUUGUCGAGAGCGAUUGGGGACAGGGUGCAAACCUCGAGAUCUUGGCAGCAAAGCUGGCCGAAGAUACUUCUCAUACAAUCAAAGCCAUCUGCAUUGUUCACAACGAAACCGCAACUGGAGUAACCAACAACCUUGCCACUGUUAGAAAACUUCUUGAUUAUUAUCAGCAUCCGGCUCUGUUUCUUGUGGAUGGAGUAUCGUCGAUUUGUGCACUGGAUUUCCGCAUGGAUGAAUGGGGAGUGGAUGUGGCCUUAACAGGUUCACAGAAAGCACUUUCACUUCCAACAGGAUUGGGGAUUGUCUGUGCCAGCCCCAAAGCAUUGGAGGCUUCAAAAACAGCUAAAUCCGUCAGGGUUUUCUUCGACUGGAAAGAUUACUUGAAGUUCUACAAGCUUGGGACUUAUUGGCCUUACACUCCUUCCAUCCAGCUUUUAUAUGGACUGAGGGCAGCAUUGGACUUAAUCUUUGAAGAAGGACUUGAUAACAUCAUUGCUAGGCACAACCGCUUAGGAACAGCAACCAGGCUGGCGGUUGACGCAUGGGGGUUGAAGAAUUGUACACAGAAAGAGGAAUGGUUUAGCGACACUGUUACGGCGGUGGUGAUUCCUCCGAAUAUUGACAGCAGUGAAAUUGUGAAGAGGGGAUGGAAGAGGUACAAUUUGAGCUUAGGGCUGGGACUGAACAAAGUUGCUGGAAAAGUUUUCAGAAUAGGGCAUCUUGGAAAUCUUAAUGAGCUGCAAUUGUUGGGUUGUUUAGCUGGAGUGGAGAUGGUGCUUAAAGAUGUUGGAUAUCCAGUGAAGCUUGGUAGUGGAGUUGCAGCUGCUUCUGCUUACCUACAAAACACUACUCCACUUAUAACUUCCAGGAUCUGAGUUUCCUACAAAAUAUAUAAAUAUCAUAUCAAAUCAAAUUAAAUACCUCUCUCGUGGGUAUUUUCUUCUUUCAUGUCAUCUGUCCCUGUAAAAAAAACUCUUUAUUUUAAACAUGCAUUAAUAUUUUCGUUAAUGGGUCUAUAUGUAUCUUAAUUAAACACUUCAAAGUUAAAGUCUUUAUGUUUUUAAUUGCA